UAGAACCUGCCAACCAAACUUGCAAAAUGAGGCUCACACUUCAUCAUUUGAUCAUCAUGGGCUUGGAUCUCUGUCACAUUAGAUUACAAUGUUCCAUGGCGUAUGUGCAGCAACUCAAGUUCUCCCACUCGGAGCACUACAAGGACAAGCUAAGAACAACCAGGAUCGUUAAGAUUGGGUCCGCCAGAAGCAUGCUUCAUUGUGCACAGUUAUGUUCAGAGAUGGAGACUUGCAUUUCCUUCUUCCACAACAAGAUCACAAGGCACUGCAGUCUCCAUGACGUCAUCUUUUUCAGCCCAGAUGAUGGCACUGAUUGUCCAGGGAUGAAAUAUUAUGUUUUCGACCAUGGAGGCUGCUCCGUCACAAUGGGGUUCAUCUACAGUCGGAUCAGUAAGGUCUGCUUCAGCAUCAGGACUACAGAUGGUCACAUGACGUGGCCUGAGUCUAAAUUGUUUUGCAAAAUCAGGAAGUUUCGGCUAGCAACUGUAGACAGCAAGGAGAAGUAUGAGUAUACUGUUGCUACAAUCAGAGAGAACUCUCGUUUCUUGACAACUUCCAACUACUAUAUUGGUCUCAGUGACAGAGCAAAGGAAGGGAAGUUUGUUUGGAUUGAUGGAACCCCUGCACACUGGACCAAGUGGAGCCCAGGCAGGCCAAAGACAGAUGUAAACAGAAACUGUGUCAUGUUGGGAGGGAAUGCCGAAUAUAAUGGAGAGCUCAAAUUUGUGGAAAAAGAUUGUGGACAAAAUCGGUUCCUUUGGAUUUGUGAAAAGGUUCUGACAUAGGCCGGAAGAGACAACACUGUGACCCGAGGUAAAACCCGUUAGGAUAUGUGGAAAGGUUCUGCCCUUACACAGUAAGAGAUGCAUGGACGACAGAGCCCCGUGGCGACCUCAGGCUUAACAUGGACGUGUCUGUCCUUAUGUGCCUAAACAUACAGCAAACAGGAUGGAAGUAUGGUUUUACAUAUUUAAAUGCCAAGGCUAACGACAAGAAUUAAUUUUAAAAAUAAACUCUGCGA
Messenger RNA from Haliotis rufescens (red abalone), 1021 nucleotides. Its product is annotated as pulmonary surfactant-associated protein A-like. The transcript is spliced from 4 exons. The record is from RefSeq and is a predicted model, not a curated record. NCBI's taxonomy places the organism in Eukaryota, Metazoa, Mollusca, Gastropoda, Lepetellida, Haliotidae. Bases 27 to 785 code for a protein of 252 amino acids.